Messenger RNA from Aspergillus brunneoviolaceus CBS 621.78, 492 nucleotides. RefSeq names its product hydrophobin family protein. Gene Ontology annotation, molecular function: structural constituent of cell wall. The transcript is spliced from 3 exons. NCBI's taxonomy places the organism in Eukaryota, Fungi, Ascomycota, Eurotiomycetes, Eurotiales, Aspergillaceae. Gene Ontology annotation, cellular component: fungal-type cell wall. The record is from RefSeq and is a predicted model, not a curated record. The coding region runs from base 1 to 492 and encodes 163 amino acids.
AUGAAGUUCACCAUCUCCGCCGCUGUUCUGGCCCUCGCUGCCACCGUCGCUGCCAUGCCCAGCAAGCCCGAAGCCAACGGCAACCUUGGUGUCGGCAACGGCAACGGCAACAAGGGCAACAGCGAUGUCCGCUUCCCCGUCCCUGACGACGUGACCGUCAAGCAGGCUUCCGCCAAGUGUGGUGACCAGGCUCAGCUGUCUUGCUGCAACAAGGCCACCUACGCCGGUGACACCACCACCAUUGACGACGGUAUCCUCGCUGGUACCCUCGGUAACCUCCUUGGUACUGGUUCCGGCUCUGAGGGUCUCGGUCUCUUCGACCAGUGCUCCAAGCUCGAUCUCCAGAUCCCCAUCAUUGGCAUCCCUCUCCAGGAUCUUGUCAACCAGCAGUGCAAGCAGAACAUCGCCUGUUGCCAGGGCUCCCCCUCGGACGCCAGCGACUCCCUCAUCGGCGUUGCCCUGCCUUGCAUUGCCCUCGGCUCUAUCUUGUAA